UCAACCUCGAUCUACUGAUUGUAUUUGUCUGGUGCUGCACAUCUCUUUAGGUCUCGAGGAGUGAAAGACUCAUGAAAGACCCAUGAAAUGAUAGAUAUUGUGAAAUAAUCCAUUCUCAAAAUGCUGGAGCAGUCCCUUGCAAAUUUUGUCGCUCAUAAUUCUCUCUCAUUGAUUCAAUGUCAACCAACUCGGCGGCUGCAAGCUGUUUAGAAUAACAGUUUAUUCUUCAUCGUUGGAGAUAGCAUGUCUUCACCUCUACCUGCUUCCAAGUCACCAAUGACAACAAAAUUGCAUCCAAUCACCUCAACUUCGUUUUCCACCUUUAAGAAAGAAUUUCAUGUGAAAAUUUUGAGAGUACUGCGAGCUCAAGCUAUCCUCUAGACUAUUUUGAAUUGCAUUCAGGAAGCAGUGUAGUUCUUUGUCCAGCAUCAAGACAAAAAGCUAGCUAGAGACGGGAACGCAGAUAUUGAACGCGCAUUUCUUUGUCCGUCAUUCAAGAGAGUCUAACGUCCUUGGUAUUUUCGGUCAUUGUGUAAUAAAGAGAUGACAAACCAAAUAAUUCAUUUUCGAUGAUUUGCAUUUUAAGUUUGGAGGGUUUACCAUGAGACGGUAGUCAAAUUUCGUAGUUAAAUCUUUCAAUAGUGCCAAAUAUGAAGCCGUCGCCAUGGAAAAGACCUCAUCCUAGAUAUGCAGGGCCUACGCGCUUUGCUAAAAAGUAUGGACAUCCUGGAGGAGGCAUUCAUUCCGAACUGGAAAAUUACCUGCCCGAAGUAAAAAGUGGCCUCACACCAGUCACUCCAGCACAAUUCUUAGAAAACCAAGACCAGCGAGAUGUUGCAAAAAAUCUGGAGCUGUAUCAAAGGAUGAGGUUCUGUGGUAGGCAUUUCUCCAAUGGAUUUUGCCCAGCUAUUGACGCUGUUAAAAGGCUUUACCGCCGCAGAGCUGGAAUCGGUUCUAGCUUUGGCAGAUUCUUACGAAACUACAAGUCGGCGAAUAAAUUAUGGAAAUAAUCUUGGCAAUGUACCCAUCCAUCCCAUGUGGACUCGAGAAAACUGGCAAUACGACCUGCCGAGACAUAUUGCUAGAUAUCCAUUUGGAGAUGGUAACGAAUAUUGGGAGGCAAGUGAUUCACCAUGUACAAAUGCUGAUGUGAUACUUACUACGCAAGUUAGGCCAAGAAUGACGCGUGAGUAUACUCUGUUUCCGAAUCUGCUGUCUUGAUAUCCACAACCAUUCGUGUGCAUCACGGUGUUGCUAAAAUACCAGUAUCCAGUGCGUGGCGUGCGAUGGAGCCAGCCUUGAAGCUUGCUUCGAGUGUCAUUGCAAAUAUACAUACAUGGGAAUGGUAUGUUUUUUGGUUAAUAUUUUUCCCUUCUAUUUCGCUAAUGAUAAAGGUUUAACUCGUUACUAAAAGGUCCAUGGGAAAGAGUUUCGCCAAAAGACCUUCCACCCAACCACGCAUUAAAUGUAACGAGGUUUUUCUCCAAGGACGACAGAAAGGAUGGAGAACUUAAAUGAGACACUCGAGAAUUUUUCAAAAAAUUAUCAAAGAAUACUUAUUUUGCACUUUCUGGAGGCAAGGUAUGUGAUCGGUUCACAAAUUCCACCCUCCGCUCAAUUCCUUUCCCCGAUCUAAAGCCUCACUUCUUAUUCUAUCAAUUCUUUUUAUCUUCCAAAUAAAGCUUUGGCUCUUGAUUUCUUUCCAAAACAUUUUCUUGUUGGACGAUAACUGACGCUUACGUCUGGCGCAAGUGCACUCCUAGCGGAAUGCCUCAAGCGUCCAAUUUCACGUGUGGGCACACGGCGUGGUACCCUCGUCGAGCCAUGCCAAGCAGUUCGGUCGUUCCUAAUGCUACACUUAUUACCAUUGCCUAUGAUUUGGUCGAGCCUUUGUUGAACCCGACAGCCUUACCAGAGGACAGAGCCUUGGACACGUUUCGCCUGGCAGAAAAUAUCCUUCACGAGACAGCGGUAGGCUACAUUCUAGCUUAUUAUUGGCAGUCAAUUAACUAAAACAACACGCUAUGUGCCAUCACAUGACAAGAAAGAGUACAGAUGCUCAUGAUUGGGCUUGGGUUAAGCCUUACUUUGAGAAUGAGCCUAUUCCAAAACUGCAAGUCAACUGACAUUCAUGUUUGAUCGAGGAGCUAAUCAACAGGUAGUGGAUUCUCUGCAACAAAUCAGGUAUGUCUAUGAAUUUAACCCCUUUCAGCACCGUCAUGCUGGUAAACAUUGAUACUUUGUAGGUUUUUGGUGGCAUCGCGGCAUCAGUUGUUACGCUUGAUAUAUUAGGAGCCUCAUCCGGGGGCCUCAUCUUGUAAUCAAGUCUACUAGUCUCCUAAUAUUCUACAUGACCUAAAUCUGACAUCACUGUAGCUAUAACUGGCCCACUUACAAACAUGAGCACUACUCUCAAGCACCCGUACUUUCUCCGAGCAAGCAGAAGGAUUGGGAGAAUAUAAUAUAUUAUCCGAUUCAUGUUUCUUAUUUUAUGAGCCUCCAAUCUCGAGAAUUUUGG
Molecule: messenger RNA, 2518 nt
Organism: Sclerotinia trifoliorum
Lineage: Eukaryota; Fungi; Ascomycota; Leotiomycetes; Helotiales; Sclerotiniaceae
Source: the annotation of a GenBank genome assembly